AAAAAGAGAGAGAGAGAGAGAGAGAGAGAGAGAGAGAGAAAGAGAGAGAGGGGGGAAAAAAGGAAAGGAAAAAAAAAGUGGGGGGAGGCAGACAGACACACACUUUAGAUAAGGACAAUUAGUCACCAGUGAGACCCUGUAGGAAGAGAGGUUUAAAUCAGAGGGAUUUAAUGAGGGUGCUCUGUGCCUUCCCUGAAGCCAUGCCCUCCAGCAACUCCCGCCCCCCUGCGUGCCUAGCCCCGGUGGCUCUCUUCUUGGCUCUGUUGUUCCAUCUCUCCUUUUCCUCCCAAGUUGGAGACAGGAGACCCUUGCCUGUAGACAGAGCUCCAGGUUUGAAGGAAAAGACCCUGAUUCUACUUGAUGUGAGCACCAAGAACCCAGUCAGGACAGUCAAUGAGAACUUCCUCUCUCUGCAGCUGGAUCCGUCCAUCAUUCAUGAUGGCUGGCUCGAUUUCUUAAGCUCCAAGCGUCUGGUCACCCUGGCUCGGGGACUUUCGCCCGCCUUUCUGCGCUUCGGGGGCAAAAGGACCGACUUCCUGCAGUUCCAGAACCUGAGGAACCCGGCGAAAAGCCGUGGGGGCCCCGGUCCGGAUUACUAUCUCAAAAACUAUGAGGAUGACAUUGUUCGAAGUGAUGUUGCCCUGGAUAAACAGAAAGGCUGCAAGAUUGCUCAGCACCCUGAUGUUAUGCUGGAGCUCCAACGGGAGAAGGCAGCUCAGAUGCAUCUUGUUCUCCUAAAGGAGCAAUUCUCUAAUACUUACAGUAAUCUCAUAUUAACAGCCAGGUCUCUAGACAAACUUUAUAACUUUGCUGACUGUUCUGGACUCCACCUGAUAUUUGCUCUAAAUGCACUGCGUCGGAAUCCCAACAACUCCUGGAACAGUUCUAGUGCCCUGAGUCUGUUGAAGUACAGUGCCAGCAAAAAGUACAACAUUUCUUGGGAACUGGGUAAUGAGCCAAAUAACUAUCGAACCAUGCAUGGCCGGGCAGUAAAUGGCAGCCAGUUGGGAAAGGAUUACAUCCAGCUGAAGAGCCUGUUGCAACCCAUCCGGAUUUACUCCAGAGCCAGCUUGUAUGGCCCUAAUAUUGGGCGGCCCAGGAAAAACGUCAUCGCCCUCUUAGAUGGAUUCAUGAAGGUAGCAGGAAGCACAGUGGACGCAGUUACCUGGCAACAUUGCUACAUUGAUGGCCGAGUGGUCAAGGUGAUGGACUUCCUGAAAACUCGCCUGUUAGACACACUCUCUGACCAGAUUAGGAAAAUUCAGAAAGUGGUUAAUACAUACACCCCAGGAAAGAAGAUUUGGCUUGAAGGUGUGGUGACCACCUCAGCUGGAGGCACAAACAAUCUAUCAGAUUCCUAUGCUGCAGGAUUCUUAUGGUUGAACACUUUAGGAAUGCUCGCUAACCAGGGCAUUGAUGUUGUGAUACGACAUUCAUUUUUUGACCAUGGAUACAAUCACCUUGUGGACCAGAAUUUCAACCCAUUACCUGACUACUGGCUCUCUCUCCUUUACAAGCGCCUGAUUGGCCCCAAAGUCUUGGCUGUGCAUGUGGCCGGGCUCCAACGGAAGCCACGGCCAGGCCGAGUGAUCCGGGACAAACUAAGGAUUUAUGCUCACUGCACAAACCACCACAACCACAACUAUGUUCGAGGGUCCAUUACGCUUUUUAUCAUCAACCUGCACCGAUCAAGAAAGAAAAUCAAACUGGCUGGAACUCUCAGGGAUAAGCUUGUGCACCAGUAUCUGCUGCAGCCCUAUGGACAGGAGGGCCUGAAGUCCAAGUCAGUGCAGCUGAACGGCCAGCCCCUAGUGAUGGUGGAUGAUGGGACCCUCCCAGAACUGAAGCCCCGCCCCCUGCGGCCUGGCCGGACUUUGGUCAUCCCUCCAGUCACCAUGGGCUUUUAUGUGGUCAAGAACGUCAACGCUUUGGCCUGCCGCUACCGAUAAGCCACCCUCAUACCCACAAGUUACCAGCUGGUCUGCUGGACCGCUUUCCACUCUCCCACCCUGAUAGUAUCCUGAUUUUUCAGACAUCUUCUUAACAACAAAUCAAUCUCUGCUGCCCCAUCCUGCUGGAAUCAGCAGACUUGCUCUCCAAAGAGACUAAUGCCAUAGCAUGAGCUUAGCCUAGGUAGGCCACAUCCACCCCAAAGGAACAUGUAGACAUCACCCAUCACUGUACCUAUGUAAGGAUGAAGGUACAUGUAUAGAGCUGUAUGUAUCCAUGUAUACACCAUGUAAAUGAGCUGAUGGCACAUGCCAAGGACAGAUGAAACAGCUCUCCAUGAUCCGGGUCACACAGCUAUACGACUGUGGACCAUAGCGUGUGACUGCUGCCCUCAGCACAAAAUGGGGAAGGAAACCACCAGGUGGGCCCUCAGGAGCCCAAUCCUCCUCUGAUUCCUCUCCUUGUCUGUUCCCUGCUGUUGCCCUGGGUUUCCCGUCACCUCUCUUCCUACAGGGGAGCAGGCAGGUGGGUCAGCGCCGGCCUGCUGGGUGAGCUGUUUCUGUCAUUUCCUGGUUGAUGCAUGAUUGUGUGCAUCUGGGCUUCUGACAGUGGCAUCCAUCACUGACUAUUCCUCUGGGAAGCGGGUGCUUCAAAAGUAAAAUUGCAAUCAUGCUCCAGAUUUUGUAAGAGGGUUCUAUUCCUCUGUGCAUCCAGAUUCCCCUGGGGUUGGAAUGGGAGUCAGGUAACAAUAUUCAUGGAGUGGAGAACAAUGUAUUAGGCACCACAGAAAGCAAUCAUCAUCCGUCAUGUGGCUGAGAGGAAGGGAGCUUCAGCACAAAGAGAAAGCACACUGAACCAGCAAAUGCACAUGCACACGUGCACACACGCACGUGCACACACCCCCCAACUGAACAAGCAAAUAAUUAGACCUGUAUCAAAUCUGAAGGAAUUUUAAGGGCAUGUAGAUCAAGCUCUUAAUAGUUUGUCUGACCAAAACCAUAAAAAAAAAAAGGUGUAAAUCGAAAGUCAUCACUGUAAGAUACAAGGGAAUCUAACCUUUCUGCCUCUUCCCAAGGAGUGGUGAGCCUGCCAGUGGCAUUUCCUAGGCAGAAAGCUAAUCCAGUCCUGAAAGAUGACCAGGUCCCUGCUCCCCCAGACCAGCCCCCAGGCAACAGAACAAAGCUUUCAGUUCACCACCUGGGGAAGAGGGUAUCUGGAAACUGAGGUCUGCUGGGGAACUGUGGAGUGGUGAGUGGGAUCCCCCCCACCCCCGAACUGGGCAGGGGACAUGGACUGAUUUAAAGUUUAUGAUAAACCUUCCAUAUGAUUUAAGAGGUAAGAUGCAAAUAAGCUGCCACUGAAACUACUCUUUCCUAUGGGUUUGAUUUUCUUUCUCAGGGUAAAUGGCAUGAAUGACAGGGGCUAAGGACAGGGCCAGGUCUGAGGUGACACAAGGGAGGAAGUCCAGGAGACUCAGCAUGGAGAACAGAGAUGGGGGGUGAUUGGGGGGAGGGAAGCAACAGGCCACUCUUUGCGUGAGGAAGAGUGGACUUGGGUUUUGUCAAGUGUGUCAGCAGGUCCAGGAGGAUGAGCACACCGGAGGUGGGGGAACAAAUACUGGGCUGGACCUGGUCAGUGGGCAUGCUCAGCCCAGAAGAGGAUGGAGAGAGGGGAGCAGACCCUGGCACUGUCAGGUGCAAGGUUAUCCUAGGGGGCCUCCUCCUCAGGAAGCAGGCAGCUCCUGCUGAAGCCUCAGCUCUGGUGGGGAGCAAGGGAAGAGAAGCGCCAAGGCUGGGAUAGAACAGCCCAAAUGAGGACAGUCCAAGUAAGGAAGACAGAGGAAAGGAGAGACCAAGUAGUUGUCUCCCCAAAGUUUAAAAAAUUUGUGCAGAUAACAAAAUCUCCUCUAUAUAUGGGCACAGCUAUAGGCCUCCAAUGAUAACAUAAGAGCAGCGGUCCCAGUGGGUCUGGGCCUGGCCAGUUUGCUUUACAUAUAUAGUAGCCCCAUGAAGGAGUCCCUGGUUUUACCCCCACCUUCCGAUGAGGUGUGGAGAGAGGUCGUAGCUGGCCCAGGGCCACCCAGGGCAGUGGGUUGCUGAGUGGAGAAUAAUCCAGUGCCUGUCCAUUUAACCACCAAGCCCAGUGGUUGCCCACCUCACAGCCUCACUCCCUCACCUCGAAUUCAAUGCAGUCAAACCUCCAGAACUCCAUGCAAAGCACACUUUGUGUAAAUAAGUGUUGAUUCUUCACUAAGCUUCUAAGCCUGCAGAAGAUAGGCAGUUUCUGCUUCUUUUUUCUUUCUCUGUGUAUUAAAUGCUCCCAAGAGGUUUAAA
Messenger RNA from Canis lupus familiaris (dog), 4283 nucleotides. RefSeq names its product heparanase 2 (inactive) (gene HPSE2). The transcript is spliced from 12 exons. Gene Ontology annotation, molecular function: hydrolase activity, acting on glycosyl bonds. NCBI's taxonomy places the organism in Eukaryota, Metazoa, Chordata, Mammalia, Carnivora, Canidae. Gene Ontology annotation, cellular component: extracellular matrix; membrane. The coding region runs from base 171 to 1949 and encodes 592 amino acids. The record is from RefSeq and is a predicted model, not a curated record.